AUGUACGUUAUGGGUGGCGAGAACGCUUCAGGGCACUGCACGAACGAUACGUGGAGGCUCAACUUGGAGACAUGCCAAUGGGCCAAGGUCGCCGCUAUCUUCUCGCCCACGCCGCGAAAGUUGCACAAAGCGGUGGUGUACGACGACAGUAUCUACAUCGUCGGUGGCAUUGACUCCAGCGGCAAAUCUCUCAACGACGUCUGGUUCUACGAAUCCGCGGCCUCGAUCUGGCUGGAGGUGAGAACGCAGGGCGACUUGCCCAGGCGUGGCAACCACACGGUGGUGGUCUACAAGAACUCCCUGUUCGUCUACGGCGGCAGAGACGGCGACAAGGACUACGACGACCUGUGGGAGCUCAAACUCUACUUGGGUGGCGCCGACUGGCAAAAGGUGGUGCUGAGCGAGCCCGCAUCGCCCACUGCCCGAAGCGGACACACCUGUGUGGUCCUCCGCGAUGCGAUGUACAUGCUCGGCGGCGGUCAUGAUGACGACGUCAACGCUGUCUACGAGUUCAGCUUCGACUACCGGAAGUGGUGUAAGAUCAUCACCACCGGCGAUCCCGUCAGCAAACUCGCCCGCCACACCAUGUCCGUCCGAGAUGAAUUUCUGUCCGAGGAGACAACUCUCGACGAUGAGUACGAGAAGUAUCCGCGCGCGGAAUGGGAGGGGAUCGUGCUGCGGCGCCACCCGGAGAUCCUCGAGCUGCGCGAGCGCGUGCGCCCGCUGACCGGUCUUCCCUCCUUCUCCCGCAUGGCCCGCUCUUCUCGAACGGAGAACCGAAACGCGUUGUCGCAUCGGGUGAUGCUGCAGCUGGUGAUGGAACACCUGGACAACGAGCAGCACAGCAAGACCGUGCAGGCCAUCCAGAAGGAGAGCAACCUCCUCUACGUGAAGCCGCCGGAGGCCGCGAAGGCGAAGGAGAGCCAGCUGGUGACGCUGCUGCGCCUCUCGCAGAUUCGCCUCCGCUCGCACUAUCUCACCACCAAAGACAUCUUUGCACCCGACUUGCCGAAGCCGUACGACGACGAGUUCGACAAGGAGGUGGAGGUGAUAGACCACCUGCCGGGGCGGGCCAAGGAGGAGGAGCAGGCCGACGUCAACGUGUGGGACGAGCCGCCGGACAGCCCCGAGAAGAACAUCGUCAAGGUGCUCAACAAGAACCAGAAGCUCGAGAUUCAAGCCGGCACGCUCAACAAGCUCAUCGAACAGCUCGUGCCCGACGCCGACAAGCCCCUCGACCUGGCCUAUAUCAAGAUCUUCGUCCACACACACCAGAGCUUCACGACGCCGCAGGCCUUCCUCAAGAAACUGGUGCAGCGGUACCAGGUGCCGGUGCCGAAGGGCAUGUCGCGCGAGGAGUACAAGAGCAAGGUGCAGCAGCCCAUGGCCAAGCGCGUGUGCAACGUCAUCAAGUACUGGGUCGAAAAGGGCUGGGGCGACUUCUCGGAUUCGAGGCUGCUCUAUCAGCUGAACGGCUUCAUCGACGGAUGUCUCGCACGCGACGGCUACCACCAGCUGGCCCACUCGCUCCGCGCCGCCAUCAACAAGAACAAGCUCUCCCACCGCAUGGACGAAAAGAUGUUCGUCAGCGAGCCGCCCGAGCCCAAGGCACGUGCGGGCAUGCGCUGUGUGCCGGUCAAGAUCUUCUCGACGAAGCUCACGACGAAGCAGAUCGACGAUGAGGAGAUCGCGCGGCAGCUCACCCUCAUGCACUUUGAGCUCUACCAGGCCAUCCAGCCCAGCGAAUUCCUCAACAAGUCCUGGCUCGAUCCUCACCUCCGAUUCAAGGCGCCCAAUGUGAUUGCGAUGAUGAAGGCCUACGAGGAGGUGUCGCUGUGGGUGGCCACCGAGAUCCUCACCCAGGACAAGGCCCGCCGACGAGUCAAGCUCAUCAAAAAGUUCAUCGACAUCGCCAAGCAUUUGAGGCAGCUCAACAACUUCCACAGCUUGUUCGCGGUGCUGGCGGGCCUCAACCUGCCGCCGGUCCAGUCCCUCAACCGCGCCUUUUCCGAAAUCCCCCUCCAGACCCAAAGCGCUCUGGCCUACAAGGAGAGCCUCCAGAAGUCUGUGGAUGAAGGCCACCUCCCUCUCCUUCCCUAUCUUGACGUGGUGUUGCGAGACAUCCUGCUCAUCGAGGACGGCAUUCCAUCGCGCACCAAGGUCCACAACCUCAUCAACUUCGAAAAGCGCGCCCGUCUCUUCUCCGUCAUCCAGAAGGUGCACGAGCACCAGCGACGGGUGUACAACCUGCAGCCGGUGCAUCAGGUGCGGGUGAUCCUCGAGGAGUCCAUCAACGCCCACAAGCCCCUCAAGGAGCUCGAGGCCAUCGCCUCCCGCCUCGACUCCUGA
Molecule: messenger RNA, 2349 nt
Organism: Acanthamoeba castellanii str. Neff
Lineage: Eukaryota; Discosea; Longamoebia; Acanthamoebidae
Product: RasGEF domain containing protein
Exons: 19
Coding region: 1-2349 (782 amino acids)
Biological process (GO): Ras protein signal transduction; positive regulation of GTPase activity
Cellular component (GO): plasma membrane
Molecular function (GO): guanyl-nucleotide exchange factor activity; protein binding
Source: RefSeq, a predicted model, not a curated record